This is a messenger RNA of Leptosia nina, 2187 nucleotides long. NCBI's taxonomy places the organism in Eukaryota, Metazoa, Arthropoda, Insecta, Lepidoptera, Pieridae. The record is from the annotation of a GenBank genome assembly.
AUGGAAGGUUUCGACGAUCCUGGGGUGUUUUUCUCAGAUAACUUUGGCGUAGAAGAAAAUGAAUCUCAAGAUCAAAUUAACCUACAAGCUGUUAAGAAGAAGUUCAAAGAGUUUAUUAGGCAAUUUCAUACGGGAAACUUUAAUUAUAAAUACAGAGAUGCUCUAAAAAGGAACUAUAACCUACAUCAAUAUUGGGUUGAAAUUAAUAUUGAAGACUUGUCUAGUUUCGACGAGGUACUUGCUGAAAAGCUAUACAAAAAGCCAACAGAACAUUUACCUAUUCUUGAAGAGGCAGCUAAAGAUUUAGCAGAUGAAUUAACUGCACCUAGACCCGAAGGUGAAGAAAAGGUUGAAGAUAUUCAAGUCUUACUCUCGUCAGACGCCCAUCCUUCAAACUUAAGAGAGCUUAAGUCUGAGACAGUAUCCAGAUUAAUUAAAAUACCGGGUAUAGUGAUAUCAGCAUCUGCAAUAAAAGCCAAAGCUACAAAAAUAUCAAUUCAGUGUAGGUCUUGUCGCAAUGUCAUUCCUAAUUUACCCGUAAAGCCAGGGCUUGAAGGUUAUGUUAUGCCCAGGAAGUGUAAUACGGAACAAGCUGGACGACCAAAAUGCCCUCUGGAUCCAUAUUUUAUUGUGCCAGAUAAAUGUAAAUGUAUUGAUUAUCAGGUAUUAAAACUGCAAGAAGCUCCUGAAAAUAUACCACAAGGUGAAAUGCCGAGGCAUUUGACAGUAUACUGUGACCGCAUGCUAUGUGAACGAGUAGCUCCUGGGGCUCGAGUGACAGUCCUCGGAAUAUAUUCAAUUAAAAAGAUAGCUAAAGCUGGGAGAGGUGAUCGCGACAAAGGUUCAGUGGGUGUAAGAUCGUCGUACCUUCGCGCAGUGGGUCUCUCAGCAGACGAAGGAAUUACUGGAGGACUUAGCCCAUUCACGUCAGAGGAGGAAGAACAGUUCCGAAGAUUAGCGGCCUCUCCGGAUAUAUAUGACAGGAUAGGAGCAUCUAUAGCUCCUAGUGUUUUUGGCGCAGUGGAUAUGAAGAAAGCCAUUGCUUGCCUAUUGUUUGGAGGGUCCCGCAAAAGAUUACCAGACGGCUUAACACGGCGUGGAGACAUAAAUAUACUGCUGCUAGGUGACCCUGGUACAGCAAAGUCUCAACUAUUGAAGUUUGUGGAAAAGGUGGCUCCUAUAGGAGUGUACACUUCAGGAAAGGGUUCUAGUGCUGCAGGUCUUACUGCUUCUGUGAUACGAGAUCCUGGGAGCCGUAACUUUGUAAUGGAAGGUGGGGCGAUGGUGCUAGCUGAUGGCGGUGUCGUCUGUAUUGAUGAGUUUGACAAGAUGAGGGAAGACGACCGAGUAGCGAUACACGAGGCUAUGGAACAACAGACGAUAUCUAUUGCUAAGGCUGGUAUAACAACUACCCUCAAUUCCCGUUGUUCAGUACUUGCAGCUGCCAACUCUGUGUUUGGCAGGUGGGACGACACUAAAGCAGACGAUAAUAUUGACUUUAUGCCCACCAUACUCUCGAGGUUCGACAUGAUAUUCAUUGUCAAGGACGAACAUGACCAGGAUAGAGACAUUACGUUAGCGAAACACAUUAUAUCGGUACACAUGGGCGGCAAUUCUGCUGAGCGGGACGUGGAAGGCGAGCUGCCUCUAGCGUUGUUGCGUCGCUACUCGGCAUACUGCCGCGCGCGUUGCGGUCCUAGACUGUCCGAGAACGCAGCAGAGAGGCUGGCUGCUCGUUACGUUUUAAUGCGAUCUGGUGCCUCGCUGCAAGAGCGACAGGCGGACAAGCGCCUCUCUAUACCUAUUACUGUCCGACAACUAGAAGCAAUAGUACGCAUAUCGGAAUCGCUGGCGAAGAUGCAGUUGCAGCCGUUCGCGAACGAAGCACACGUCAGUGAGGCGCUGCGUCUGUUCCAGGUGUCCACGCUUGAUGCAGCCAUGACUGGAAGUUUAUCAGGUGCGGAAGGUUUCACAUCAGCAGAAGACCACGAAAUGCUUUCUCGUAUAGAAAAGCAAUUGAAGCGAAGAUUCGCAGUCGGUUCCCAGGUCUCCGAAGCUACGAUAAUACAGGACUUCCUUAGACAGAAGUAUCCGGAACGAGCGAUACACAAAGUUAUUCACACUAUGAUAAGGCGCGGGGAGUUACAACAUCGCCUUCAACGGAAAAUGCUGUAUCGAUUAUCAUGA